AUGCUCCGACAAUUUUCGCGCGUUUUUUCGCCGCGAAUUCGCACGGUUUUUACGGUCAGCGAAAAGGAGUAUGAUCGAAAAGCAGAUGAAUCUUUGGAUAGGUGGGUUUUAGAGGCAAAAUUCGGAUUUUUUCAUGAAAUUUGAAGCAUUUUGAACCCAAACAUGAUGCAAACUUGAAAAUUUCAGUAAUUUCCUAUGAAUUUCCCUACGAAUACCUGAAUUUCCAGGCUUUCCGAAUAUUUCGAUCAUAUUUCGGACAAUUUCAAAGUUUCGGAAAACUUUGACGUCGCCUAUUCAUAUGGUGUUUUGACUGUGGCGGUUUCCAAAGAAAUCGGCACCUAUGUCAUCAAUAAGCAAUCGCCGAAUAAGCAAAUUUGGCUCUCCAGCCCGAUUUCCGGUCCGAAACGCUAUGAUUUAACGGAGAACUUGAGGUAA
This is a messenger RNA of Caenorhabditis angaria, 435 nucleotides long. Lineage: Eukaryota; Metazoa; Nematoda; Chromadorea; Rhabditida; Rhabditidae. The record is from the annotation of a GenBank genome assembly.